Molecule: messenger RNA, 1810 nt
Organism: Fundulus heteroclitus (mummichog)
Lineage: Eukaryota; Metazoa; Chordata; Actinopteri; Cyprinodontiformes; Fundulidae
Gene: cdk14
Product: cyclin-dependent kinase 14
Exons: 14
Coding region: 362-1774 (470 amino acids)
Biological process (GO): protein phosphorylation
Cellular component (GO): cytoplasm; nucleus; cytosol
Molecular function (GO): cyclin-dependent protein serine/threonine kinase activity; ATP binding; cyclin binding
Source: RefSeq, a predicted model, not a curated record
AGAGAGCAUCCCCCAAAAUAUGACAUCCAUCUAGAUUGCGGCGGAGCUGCCUGGGAGCGACAGGGACCCAGAGGGAGGACAGAGGAGUGAAAGCUGGAGCCCGACCACAAGCAGCCAUCGCUCCGGUCCCUCCAGCUUCUGGACGGACUUUUUGUUCCUUUCUUUCUGCCCUUCUCCGAAAUGUUGGCUGUCUGAGAGGAAAGCCCAGCCUCACCAGUUGAUGAGAGCCCGUCCGAGCCGCUGAAGGCUCCUCUUCCCAGAGAUCCGCAGCGCGCCGCAGCUGGUCGGGCUGCGCAGCCCAGCAUCAGCCGCCGUCUCCCCGCUCCGAGCCGCCGCCUGCCCCGCCGCCCCGCCGCCCGACAUGUGCGACCUGAUGCCGGCCGCCCAGCCCGCACAGAAGAUCGGCAAGAUGAAAAAGUUGAGGCGAACUUUGUCGGAGAGUUUCCGGAGCAUCGCUUUCAAGAAGGAAGACAGCGGCUUUGAUGAGAUAUGUGUCACAAAGAUGUCCACACGCGGCUGCCAGGGAACAGACUCGGUCAUCAAGCCCCUGGACACCAUCCCUGAGGACAAGAAGGUCAGAGUUCAGCGCACGCAGAGCGGCUUCGACCCAUUCGAGAAGCCUGCCAGCCAGGUGAAGAGGGUCCAUUCGGAGAAUAAUGCCUGCAUCAACGCUAAGAGUUCAUCUACUGGCAAAGAGUCGCCCAAACUGCGCCGGCAUUCCAGCCCAAGUUCUCCCACAAGCCCCAAAUUUGGAAAGGCAGACUCGUACGAAAAGCUGGAGAAGCUGGGAGAGGGCUCAUAUGCAACAGUUUACAAGGGAAAGAGCAAGGUGAACGGCAAGCUGGUGGCUCUGAAAGUGAUCCGUCUGCAGGAGGAGGAAGGCACGCCCUUCACAGCCAUAAGGGAAGCGUCUCUUCUGAAAGGCUUGAAGCAUGCCAAUAUUGUGCUCCUCCAUGACAUCAUUCACACCAAGGAAACCCUGACUCUGGUCUUUGAGUAUGUGCACACAGACCUGUGUCAGUACAUGGACAAACACCCAGGUGGUCUCCACCCGGACAACGUGAAGCUCUUCCUGUUCCAGUUGUUGAGAGGCCUGUCUUACAUUCACCAGAGUUACAUCCUUCACCGUGACCUGAAACCACAAAACCUGCUCAUCAGCGACACAGGAGAGCUGAAACUGGCUGACUUUGGCCUUGCCAGAGCCAAGUCCGUCCCCAGCCACACAUACUCCAACGAGGUGGUGACCCUGUGGUACCGGCCUCCAGAUGUCCUGCUGGGAUCCACUGACUACUCCACCUGCCUGGACAUGUGGGGAGUGGGGUGCAUUUUUAUUGAGAUGAUCCAAGGAGUGGCUGCCUUUCCUGGAAUGAAGGACAUUCAGGACCAGCUGGAGAGGAUAUUCCUGGUUCUUGGAACUCCAUCUGAGGAAACGUGGCCUGGCGUCAACUCCUUGCCUCACUUCAAACCAGAACGCUUCACAGUGUACAGCGCCAAGAAGCUCAGACAAGCCUGGAAUAAGUUGGGCUAUGUGGACCAUGCUGAGGAGUUGGCCUCCAGGUUCCUCCAGUGCUUCCCAAAGAACCGGCUUUCAGCGCAGGCAGCCCUGAACCAUGAAUACUUCAGCAACCUUCCUCCACGGCUCUGGGAGCUGCAGGACAUGUCUUCUAUCUUCACUGUACCAAACGUCAAGCUGCAGACAGAGAGUGGGGACAGCAUACAGGUGUGUUCACGGAAGAACAGCCACGGAAAGGCAUCAUCUGGCAGCAAGCACUGACCUGAGGCAGCGUCCUGCGUAUGACUGCCUGACAGG